UCUUGCAAUUCACCUACCCGCUGCACAUGUCUUUCUCUUCUCUCUUGCUCCACCCGUCGAUUCCAAACGUCCAACAAAAUCACUCUUGGUCCCGUCCGCCAUUUCCAAGCUUGCAGAGUUCGCCAUCUCCUAUAAUCAAUUCACCUCUAAAUUGCUAGCUAGUUGUAAGUUGCUCCGUCGAGCCCGCUCCGCUGUUUCCAUUUCGAAGGUUCGAGUUCCGCUUCCAAUCCAGAUUGUCGAAGCUUCCAGUUCCAGGCUCCAACAACUCUCUCUCUCAGCAAUUUCGCAUAAAUUGGAUACGGUUUACUUGUCGCAGAUUGGUGGAAAAGUAUAGUUUAGGGUUUGCUGAUAUGAUGUAUCUGAAAGAGGGAUGUUCAUUGCUGCUGAAAGUUCAUAAGCCCUCGAUCGCUUUUGUCCUGAAUGCUAGUCCAAUACUUGGUGUGAAUCAAGAAAAUGAUGAAAUUAGGAAAAACCCAAACCUUAAUGAAUCUGAUGUUUUGAAGAGAUUAAGAGGUGAGCGUGAUACUUAUUUAGCUUUAGAGUACUUUAAGCAUGUAGCCAAUGUAGAAUCCUUCAAGCACACAACUUUAACUUACCAAAUGAUGAUUGAGAAACUGGGGCAAAAGCACGAGAUGGAUGGUGUUCAGUACCUUUUGCAGCAAAUGAAGUUGGAAGGUGUUAAUUGUUCUGAGGGUAUAUUCAUUAGUGUGAUUGAUUCUUAUAGGCGGGCUGGGGCAGCUGAGCAAGCGCUGAAAACCUUUUAUAGGAUACAGGAUUUUGGCUUUAAAGUGACUGUGAGGAUUUAUAAUCAUUUGUUGGAUGCGUUGCUUUGUGAGAACCAAUUUCAUAUGAUUAAUCCUGUCUAUAACAAUAUGAAGAAAGAUGGCUUGGAGCCGAAUGUUUACACGUACAAUAUUCUUUUGAAGGCAUUGUGUAAGAAUAAUAGGGUGGAUGGGGCUUGUAAGUUGCUUGUGGAAAUGUUAAAUAAGGGAUGUUCUCCGGAUGUGGUGAGCUAUACAACAAUAGUGUCAUCUUUGUGUAAGAUUGGUAGUACUAAAGAUGCAAGAAAACUGGCCUUGAAUUAUACACCUAGUGUUCCAGCUUAUAAUGCUCUUAUAAAUGGGUUCUGCCGGGAAUGCAAUUUUAGAGAGGCGUUUGAGUUGAUGAACGACAUGUUGGAUAAGGGACUUAGACCUAAUGUUGUCACGUAUACAACAUUACUCAAUGCCAUGUGUGAUGUUGGUAAUUUUGAGCUUUCUCUUGCUAUGUUGGGGAAAAUGUUUGUGAGUGGAUGUAGUCCGAAUAUUCAGACUUUAACUUGUUUGAUAAAAGGACUUUCUUUAAAAGGAAGGGUACAUGAAGCUCUUGCUGUAUGGAACCAAAUUACCAGGGAGGGGUUAUUACCCAAUGUUGUCACAUAUAACACAUUAAUACAUGGUCUUUGCUUUGUUGGGAAUUUGUCCGAAGCUUUGUGUCUUCUUAACCAGAUGGAGAGAUAUGGCUGCCUUCCCAAUGUGACAACCUUUAGUACACUCAUUGAUGGAUAUGCAAAAUUUGGAGAUCUACGGGGUGCAUCUGAGAUAUGGAACAAGAUGAUAACGUCUGGUUGUCCCCCAAAUGUUGUGGUAUAUACCUCCAUGGUGGAUGUGCUUUGUAGAAACUUCAUGUUUGACAGAGCUUAUAAUCUGAUAGAGAAAAUGGCAAUGGAAAAUUGUCCGCCAAACACUAUUACAUUCAAUGUCUUUAUCAAACAUCUGUGCACCAGUGGUAGAGUAGAUCAGGCUAUGGAAUUGUUUGAUAAAAUGGAACACUAUGGAUGUGCAUGUAAUAUCACGACAUACAAUGAACUUUUGGGUGGUCUGUUCAAAAUUAACAACUUCAGACUUGCAUUUGAGCUUCUUGUGGAUAUGGAGAGAAACGGAAUUGAGUUUAAUAUAGUGACAUACAACAAUAUUGUAAACGGCCUUUCUCGUGCAGGCAUGUUUGAGGUGGCCCUGAUGUUUGUUGGAAAAUUGUUGGUGAAGGGAAUAAAACCUGAUACUUUCACGUUGAAUAUUGUAAUCAAUGGCUACUGUAAGUGUGGUAAGGUUGAGUCAGCUAUUAAGCUUCUAGACACCAUGAGUUCUGUAGGUUGCAAUCCAGAUUUAGUUACAUUUACCAGUCUCAUCUGUGGAAUCUGUGAGACAAUUGGUUUAGAUUUAGCCAGUGUUUAUCUUCAGAGGAUGAUAGAAAAAGGAAUCUGUCCUAAUAUUUCUAUAUGGAACUUCUUGGUGCGAUGGUUAUUUAGGAAGCUAGGCUAUGAUGCAUCACUGACACAUUUUAAUAAUGUUAUGGAUGGUAGACUGGAAGAAACAGAGCUUCAGUUUCAAACUAAAGUAUGACUAAAGGCGAGUAGUUGCUAGAAGUCAGUUCCAAAACCAAGAUAGGUUUUGAUUGAGUAUUUGAGUAAUUGUGGAGAUACGAGCUUAGAAGGUUAUGCAAGGAAAUUUCGGAGACUUAGAUAUUUCCCAAGUGAAGACGAGCAGAUAAAAUGGCCCGUGGGGACUAAAAACCAAAGCAAUGCGGAGGCUAAAAAGAAAUUUGCUGAAAGCAAUAAUGAUAGGCACUUGUUGAAGUUAAAGCAACAUGGAGCUUCAGCUAAAUCCCUUUUUGUCUAGAUGAGAAAUGGUAGAGGUUGCUAUGAAACAAGAUGUCAGCUUUUUCACAGUUGAUAGCCUCCUAUGAAAGAGUAUUUUGGGGUUGGUUCCUUCUUAUAUCCGGCGCAGUUUCCUUUUGUGGGCUCCUUUUCGCCGCUGUUGGCUCAAAGCUUCUUCCACCAUCAGGGAAUUCUCUCAUUUCUGCCAUACUGAAUGAUAGGUACUAUUGCCUCUUGGUGCCCUUAACACCUCCAAUCCUUCUUAUUGCAGUCUACUUCCACUGGCUGUGUAUGAAAUUGUUCAAGCAUGCAUAACCUCAUGAUCAUCAACUCAG
This is a messenger RNA of Coffea arabica (coffee), 2970 nucleotides long. Lineage: Eukaryota; Viridiplantae; Streptophyta; Magnoliopsida; Gentianales; Rubiaceae. The record is from RefSeq and is a predicted model, not a curated record.